Messenger RNA from Aphis gossypii (cotton aphid), 4111 nucleotides. RefSeq lists its product as uncharacterized. Gene Ontology annotation, molecular function: protein binding; zinc ion binding. Gene Ontology annotation, biological process: regulation of DNA-templated transcription. Gene Ontology annotation, cellular component: nucleus. The record is from RefSeq and is a predicted model, not a curated record. NCBI's taxonomy places the organism in Eukaryota, Metazoa, Arthropoda, Insecta, Hemiptera, Aphididae.
AACUCGUCUUCGUCUAUGGUUAAUGGUUUAUUGGAUUACUUUACUGAAAAAAACAUGGAAAAAUCUGAUGAAAAUAUAAAAAUUAUUGAGGAUGUAGAUUCAUUUGAAAAUCGUGAUUCAUUGCUAUAUAGUGACUAUGACAAUACAAGUAAAACUGAUUUUCAGUGUGACUUAACUCUGGAUAAUGAGUCACUUAUGGUAAUUGAAGAUGAUGAUGAUGAUGAUGAUGAUGAUAAUGGUGGUGAUUCAUUGAGUGAUGUUAGUAAUUGUGAAAUUAUAGAUGAGAGAAAAGAAUUGAAUAUACCUACUUCAAUUAAAAUACCAGAACAAAAGAAUACUUUAAAUGAUGAUUUUGAAGAUGAAUCAGAAGAUGAUUCUGAUGCAGAAAUAUAUAACUAUAAGCAAACAAUUGCAAUAAAUAAAAAAAUUGUAUCCACUGCUGCUAUUAAAAAUACUAAACAAAAAGAAAACAAUUCUUUAAAUGUAAAGAAAUUAUUUAUUUCAAAAAAUGACUCCUCUUUUUCUAAAUUAAAUCCUUUGGUAAAAUCUAAUCAAAUUAAAUUAACAUCUGUGGCUACAAUCAACAAUCCGAAAACUAAAUCAUUGGAUUUACAACCAGAGUUGUCAAGUAAUAAAAAAUUUGGUCAUAAAGAUGUUUACAAACUUACAUCUUCAAAGGAUUCAUCAUCAGAUUUUUUAAUAAUUCCACACAAUGGUAUGAAUUAUAUGAUAACCAAAAACACACCUAAAAGAAAUUCAUCAAUGAAGUCUUUAUCAUCUACAUUAAAAAUUCCAAGUACUAUAGUUAAACCAAACGAACAAAAUAAACAGUGCACAGUUAUGUCAUCAAGUUUUGAAAAAAUAGAAGAGUCUAACUCAGUAGCUCGAAUGCAACAACACCAUAGUGAAAAAUGUAAAAUGGUACCAGAUCAAGAACAGUUACCUAUUAAUUUAGAAAGAGUAUUCAAACGAAACUCUAAUUUUAUUAAACAAAAAAUAGCAACAAAUCCUACUUCAAAUGGUCAUAAAGUUGGUGAUUUUUUUCAUCGGGGAAAUUCAUAUCAAUUUGUAAAUACUAGGGAAACUAAAAAUGUUCAGCGUAAAAUUGUACCUACGGCUUCAUCUAUAAAGUCUGCUUUGAGUAGAAUAUCUACAACAAUUGAUUUAACCGAUGACAUAAAAAAUAAAAAGGCUAUUCCUCAUACUGCUACAAGUAAGAAUUCAAGUUCUUUUAUCAAAAAAAGCAAUAUUUAUCGCCAAAGAAGAAGUCCCUCGAAAAGUCCUAUAAUGACCGGAAUUAUUGAUCUGUCAUCAGAUAGUCCACCGUUAAGUUCUUCUGAAUGUGAUGAAAUAACUAAAAAUGAUCAUAAAACAAUUAAGUCAUCAUCUUUAGACUCGUUUAACAAAUCGAAAACAAAAUUUAACUAUUUUAAAAUGCUUAAAAAUGGCGCUAAUGAUUCGAAUGGCCUUAGUGAUGAAAUAUUAGAUGCAAAUUCUUGUGAAACCAGUACAUCAAAAAAUUUACAUAUGAGGCAAGCAGUUAAAAAAAAAUCUAAUAAGAAUAAAGUAUUAUUAUCUCAAGAAGUUAUUAAUUUAAGUGAUCUAAGUGAUUCUUCCAAUGAAGAAAAUAAUGAUACAUCUGAUCAGUUUAUAUCUUGCAAAUAUGAAUAUUGUGAUACAUUAGUGUAUGAACCUGAAUUGAUUGAUGAUUUAUAUUGUAGUUUAGCAUGUAAAAAUUUAGAUUUGGAAAAAAUAAGAACUGAAGAAGAAAAUGUUGUAGAUAAAACUACAAAUCUAUCAAAAACAUCUACAGUUAAUCGAAAACAUGUAUUAUCAAAAUUGGAAAAUAGAAUAAAUAAGAGGAAACAAUUGCUAACAAGUUCUUGCCCAGAUGAUUUGAUUAAAGAAAAUGAUGAUUUUGAUAAACAGUUGAUAAAUUUUUUUAAUAAACCAUCAGUAGAAGAAAAUCAAUCUUCUUUAAAAUUAUCUAAGCCAAUUAGUUCUGUUGAAGCAGUAGUUGAUGAUAAUGGUUAUGAUGUUGAUGAUGACGAUGAUGAUGAUGAAGAUGAUGAUGACGAUGAUGAUGAUGACUAUUUUGAUCUCAAACCUCUCAUAGAAGACAAAGAUGUAUUGAAGUAUAUGAUUGGGAUGCAAUUUAAAUCUGCCCCUAAAAAAUUGUUUGAUAGACCUUUUCCAUCUGAGAAGAACUUAUUUGUUGUAGGACAAAAACUUGAAGGUAUUGACCCCAAGCAUGAAGCAUUAUUCUGUGUAAUGACUGUAUCAGAAGUUUGUGGAUAUCGCAUUAAAUUACAUUUUGAUGGUUAUCCGGAUGAUUAUGAUUUUUGGGUAAAUGCAGAUUGCCCAAAUUUGUUUCAUCCAGGAUGGUGUGAAAUGAAUUCACGGAUUUUACAACCACCAAAUAAUUAUGAAAAUGAAUUUAAUUGGAUUAGUUAUCUUAGAGAGUGUCAAGCUUUACCAGCUCCAAAACACAAUUUUGUCUCUACUAAAAGCAUUAAUAACUAUGAAAAUCAACAUAAAUUUCAUAUCGGAGAUAAAUUAGAAGCAUUAGAUAAAUUAACUCGCACACUUCCAAAACAAUUAAUAUGCGUUGCUACUGUUGCUGAUAUCUUGGGUAAUCGUAUUCGUAUUCAUUUUGAUGGAUGGACAGAUGAUUUUGACUAUUGGACUGAUAUUACAUCUACUAAUAUACAUCCAAUAAGAUGGUGUGAUUACAAUGGUCGAAUUUUGUCUCCGCCUAGUGGUUAUAAUGAUAUGAAAGGAAAAAAACCCUUCAAUUGGACUGAAUACUUGAAAGAAACAAAUAGUAAUCCUGUGCCUGAAGAUGCAUUUGUCCGUCGACCAUUAAGAGACUUUUCUAAUAAAAUGACAAUUGAGGUGGUUGAUCUUGUUGUUCCAAGACUAUUACGAAUUGCUAGAGUAGUAGAUGUUAGAGGUGAUGAACUAAAAAUUGUUUAUGAUGGAUUUGAUGAUAAUUACGCCUACUGGGUUGAAGAUGAUAGUCCAGAUAUCCAUCCUGUUGGAUGGUCUGCAAAGACUAACCAUCCAAUUGAACUACCUCCAGCACCUAAUAAACUAUGGAAUUGCCAUAUCCUUGGCUGUAAGGGUUAUGGAAAUUCAUCAAAUAGAUUAAAAAAUGAUCAUAAUGAAUUAAGAGAUUGUCCGUAUGAAAUGGAUUCAUGGAAAACAGCUGUAGCUGGGUUAGGAAAGAUGCCUGAUCGAUUAAAAGCUAAUAAUGUUUUAAUUACCACAAAAUUAACAAGUUCAAAAUCUAAAAGCAAUAUACAUCAGGCUAACGAAAAAAAAAAAAAAAAACCGAAUACAGAAUAUAAUAAUUUGUUUAAGAUCAAAGAAAAAAUAAAUGAAAAAAGAUUAAACCUUAUGUUAGAUACAAAUAAUAUUGAAUCAGAAUGUAAUUCUGAUAAUAUAAAUUCAUUUUCUAGUAACAUUCCAAGUAGCAAUAAUAACAACUUGCGGAAAGCACUUGGCUUAUCUCUUGUGGGUUAUAAUUUGGGUUCGAUAUAUAUGGAACAACAAUGCAAUUACUGGACCAGACAUAAUGCUCAACUAGGUAUACCAUUAUUCAAUACUACUGAUGCAAGAACAUGGUCUGUUCAAGAAGUGGCCUCAUAUGUUAAAAAAGUAGUUGAAACUAAUACCUCAAAAAGUUCUAAUACUAAUGAAGAAAUUAGUAUAUCAGAUCGGUUCAUUAAUCAAGAAAUUGAUGGUGAGUCAUUUUUAAUGUUAAAUCAAGAUGAUAUAAUGAAUAUAUUAAAAGUUCCACUUGGUCAUGCAUUAAAAUUAACCAAUGCCAUUAUACUGUUAAGACAACGUAGCUUUGGGAUUGAUUUAUUUGACAACCUUCCUCAACAUUAAAAUAUUGACUUAAACUAAUAAUUUGAAAUUGUAUUUCUUAAUUGACUAGUGUUAUAUUUUUAUUUUUAAAACUUUAAUUUUAAGUAUUUUUUUUCUAAGUAUUUUUGUGUUCUCCAUGAUAAAUUAUAGUUACCUUUGUAUAUUUAUGUUUUGUAAAUAAAAACAACUGUUACAAAAAAAAAAAAAAUUAAAUAUAAUAUAAUUAUAUUAUUUUUUA